This is a messenger RNA of Neoarius graeffei (lesser salmon catfish), 1079 nucleotides long. Its product is annotated as zinc finger BED domain-containing protein 5-like. The transcript has a single exon. The record is from RefSeq and is a predicted model, not a curated record. The annotation marks the transcript as partial. NCBI's taxonomy places the organism in Eukaryota, Metazoa, Chordata, Actinopteri, Siluriformes, Ariidae.
UUAAAAGGCACCUCGAAACGAAGCAUGCUGGCCUGAAGGACAAACCGCUUGAAUACUUUCAAAGAAAGCGUGAUGGCCUGCAUCAGCAACAGGCAACAAUUUCCGUGCACAGCACUGUAUCUAAGCAGUGCCUGGAGGCAUCAUAUGUGGUGGCAAAAAGAAUAGGUAAGCUAGGCAAACCGCACACUGAUGCCGAGAAAUUCGUUUUGCCAGCUGCGCAGGACAUGUGCAGAAUAUUCUUCGGGGAUAGUGCAGCAGCCAAAUUAGGCACCGUGCCACUUUCAAAUGACACAGUUGCUCGGAGAAUUGCUGAUAUGUCCAAUGAUAUCAGAGAGCAAUUAAUACAGUUUAUUAAAAAUAGUCCAUACUAUGCCUUGCAGUUGGAUGAGUCUACCGAUAUUGCUGGACAGGCACAGCUUCUUACAUAUGUCAGGUAUGUCAGGGAUAAAUUAAUUGAGGAGGAUGUCCUUUUUUGCCGCCCUCUUCAGUCACACACAACUGGAGAGGCCAUCUUCAAUGUCCUUGAUUCAUUUAUUCACGAGAAUGGGUUGGCGUGGGACCGAUGCGUUGGCUUGUGCACGGAUGGCGCACGAGCAAUGACGGGCCGUGAGCAAGGUCUAGCUGCUCGCGUUAAGCAGGUAGCUCCACUUGUAAAAUGGACCCAUUGCAUGGUUCAUCGCGAAGCACUCGCUGCAAAAAAAAUGCCGUCUCUGUUGGAAUCCGUGCUGAACCAAUCAGUAAAAUUGAUCAACCUCAUCAAGUCACGGCCGCUAAACUCUCGCUUGUUUGAGGUCCUCUGUCAGGAGAUGGGGUCAGAGCACGAACAGCUGCUUCUGCACACUGAGGUUCGCUGGCUGUCCAGGGGGCGGGUGUUACAGCGUUUGUAUGAGCUGCGAGAUGAGGUGAAGCGGUUUUUGACACAAAUCAAUUCAGACCUGGCGAAAAAUCUGGAUGACCCUUUGUGGCUGGCGUGUCUCUCCUAUUUGGUCGAUAUAUUUGACCGCUUGAAUGGCUUGAACCUGUCUUUGCAAGGCCGAGAAACUCACAUUUUGCUUCUCGCAGAGAAAGUGGAUGCCUUC